AUGCAGAAGUCGGGGCUGUGGACCGCAGCCGUCCUGACCCUUCUCUCCGCACAGGCCUUUCCGCAAACGGACAUCAACAUCAGCCCAGCCAUGCCAGAGCUGCCCCAGGCUUCCCUGUGCCCUCUCUUCUGGAUGGAGUUCAAAGGCCACUGCUACAGAUUUUUCCCUCUCAAUAAGACCUGGGCUGAGGCUGACUUCUACUGCUCGGAGUUCUCCAUCGGCAGGAAGUCCGCCAAACUGGCCUCCAUCCACAGCUGGGAGGAGAAUGUCUUUGUGUACGAUCUUGUAAACAGCUGUGUUCCUGGGAUUCCAGCUGACAUCUGGACAGGGCUUCACGAUCACAGGCAGGAAGGGAAGUUUGAAUGGACAGAUGGCUCACCCUAUGACUACAGCUACUGGGAUGGGAGCCAGCCGGACGACGGCGUCCAUGCAGACCCAGAAGAGGAGGACUGCGUGCAGAUAUGGUACCGGCCCACCAGCGCUCUGAGGUCAUGGAAUGAUAACACCUGCAGCCGGAAGUUCCCUUUUGUCUGCAAGAUCGCAGCUCUGACCAUUCACUGA
Messenger RNA from Odocoileus virginianus texanus, 561 nucleotides. It is a transcript of the gene CLEC19A, whose product is annotated as C-type lectin domain containing 19A. The record is from RefSeq and is a predicted model, not a curated record. Lineage: Eukaryota; Metazoa; Chordata; Mammalia; Artiodactyla; Cervidae. Gene Ontology annotation, molecular function: signaling receptor activity.